This is a messenger RNA of Aspergillus thermomutatus, 3168 nucleotides long. RefSeq lists its product as uncharacterized. The transcript is spliced from 8 exons. The record is from RefSeq and is a predicted model, not a curated record. Gene Ontology annotation, cellular component: Golgi apparatus; plasma membrane; endoplasmic reticulum. NCBI's taxonomy places the organism in Eukaryota, Fungi, Ascomycota, Eurotiomycetes, Eurotiales, Aspergillaceae. Bases 1 to 3168 code for a protein of 1055 amino acids. Gene Ontology annotation, molecular function: metallopeptidase activity; protein binding.
AUGAGUCGCCUACCGUCUGUUUCCAGUCUCAUGUCACCUCCUGAAUCCAAACCUUUUGAGAAUUUCAACACCUCAUUGUCGCCUUACACAACGUCACAGGAUUAUUGCUCGUUUGCCCAUGACAUGAAACUCCCUCCCAUUUCUAGCGAACGGAAGCGAACGCAGUCAGAAAUGGAUUUGCCAUCGCCUCCCGUCACCCCAUACACUGGGAACAAGAAAAGGAGAUCGGAUGUUGCAGAGGAAAUUGAGCGAGAUGUUGUGCUCAGUUCUUCUAGAGAUCCUGUUCUGUUCCCUCAUCACGAUUCUUUAACAGAUGUUGCCACUGAUGAGCCCCUGUUUGGGCAGAUUCUUCCGCCCCCAGCAGAGGUUCUAAUGGAACAACAUAUCGAUUCUCACAUGGCAAGAUUUGAUAACAAAGUGAAUAAGCCAACACGGGAUGAGUAUCUCUUAGCGCUGUCCUGUGUGCCAGUUGUCUCCGCCCAGUAUAACCGGAAUCCUGCUGCCUGGGCCAAGGAGGAACGUGAAACACUUGAGCGUCAAUUGUUCAUGAUGAAUCGUUGCCGACCUAAAAUUUUAGAUGCAAAAUUAAAGAAGAUUGCGCCCGCACCCAGCAAACGGGCGGUUGCUACACAGCCUCGCGCACAGCGAACACCGCGGGCCAAGCGUUCCCCCAAAUCUACGCCGCAUCAAAAGGCACAUGAAUCCUUUGACUUACCUGCUCCGACGAGUACUAGGCCUCCCAGGGGCAUAGGAACAAAUCGGGAUGACACAGAUUAUACUUCCAUCAUGGAUUUUUCACCCUCGCCAGAAACACUUGGCGGCAAUGCCAAGGCAUUAAAGGCAGACUGGAAAGGACAAAUGUUAGAUCUUGGUCAGGAUCCAGAUCGGCACCUUUUGAGCCCGGCUGAGCUCAGCCUUGCCUCCACCCUGAGGCUCUCAUGCGCAACAUACUUAUGCAGCAAACGCCGCAUCUUCGAGGCCCGUGUGAGAGCUUUAAGGAUUGGCAAAGAGUUCCGCAAAACGGAUGCCCAACAAGCUUGCAAGAUUGAUGUCAACAAAGCGAGCAAGUUGUGGACAGCUUAUGAUCGUGUUGGCUGGUUCGACUCUGAACACUUUCAACAACCAAUUCUCACACCGCGAAGCGUUCUGCCCAUCUUCUUUGUAUUCGGCGUCAUAUUUGCACCAAUCGGUGGCCUUCUCCUAUGGGCUAGCUCUCAACGCAAUGAUAAGGUCCAAGAGAUAUCUAUAGAUUAUUCAGAAUGCGCCGAAAAGGCCCCUUCUUAUCCAGCCUCAAUUGCAGACCGAGUUAAGUCAUCGUUCAAGUCAUCGACUGGACAGUCUACCCCAACAUGGGAGCGUCGUAUAGAGAACGGAACUACCAUUUGUCGGCUGAGUUUCGAAGUACCAGACGAUCUAGGGCCUCCCGUCUUUCUGUACUAUCGUCUUACCAAUUUUUACCAGAACCAUCGGCGAUACGUGAAGUCAUUGGAUAUAGAUCAGUUGAAAGGGAAAGCUGUUGACAAUAAGACCAUCGACGGCGGCUCAUGUGAUCCCCUUAAACUCGACUCGACUGGAAAGGCGUAUUACCCGUGCGGACUCAUUGCGAACUCCCAAUUCAAUGACACAAUACACAGCCCUGAACUGCUUAGUGACUUGAACCCAACGGUGUACUUCAUGACUAAUAAAGGCAUCGCCUGGGAUAGUGAUAAGGAACUUAUCAAAACCACACAAUACAAGCCAUGGGAGGUUGUGCCACCACCGAAUUGGCAUGACCGUUAUCCAAACGGGUAUAUUGACGGUAUCCCUGACCUUCAUGAGGACGAAGACUUCAUGGUCUGGAUGAGAACCGCUGCGCUGCCGGCCUUCAGCAAACUCUCCCGCAGAAAUGACACCGUGUCCAUGAAAGCUGGCUCUUAUCGCCUGGAUAUUGAAGAUCGGUUUCCGGUCACUGAGUAUGGUGGCACGAAGUCAAUUCUCAUCUCCACCAGAACUGUCAUUGGAGGACAAAAUCCUUUCAUGGGUAUAGCUUAUGUCGUCGUUGGCGGAAUUUGCGUCCUGCUUGGGGCUCUUUUUACCCUUGCGCACUUAGUACGACCAAGGAAAGUACAGUCAUUGCUACGGGCAGGAAUGACAGAUUUGGACCGCAUGCCCAUUGAAACAGGUUCCACCAGCGAAUUGCCCCGUUCCGUACGGGUGUUCACAUGGAUAUGGGGUCGAAGCUCUUUUAUUGGGAUAUGGGAUUUCACUUCCGUUGCUCUAAACUUUACAUGUUACGCGACCGCUUUACACGGCCGUUCUCUGUGUGCCACUGGUGGUCCAGACUCAACAUUGAGGGUUGAGCAUGAGAGACUAGGCGCGUUCGAAUCCCAAAUUGAUAGCGUAUCUUACGACAUGCGAAGAGCAUUGGAGCCCAUUGAGAUAGAGACGUGGUUUCACAUUGUAAGUGGCGAGACAGAUGCAGAUUUAGUAACAGACGAGAUGAUCACACUUCAGCUACAUUAUUUGCAAAAAGCAUAUGAAAACGCUGCAAUAUCCUAUCAGUUACAGGGCGUAACGCGUCACGUUAAUAAAACUUGGGCGCGCAAUGGUGAUGACUUGGCCAUGAAGAAUGCACUUCGCAAGGGAGGUUACAGCACGUUAAAUGUCUACUUUCAGACCAACCUACAGCCGCCAUCUCCCACAGAUGUUGCGAGCGGCACCUCUGAAGUUGACGAUCGUCACGCAUAUAAUUCAGACCUUGCAACCCCCAGCGUCCUUGGUUUCUGCACUCUCCCGGAUCCGAGCAUUAAUGCCAGCAGCCCUCGAGUCAGCUACUCCAAAGAUGGCUGCAAUGUGCUCGCAAAGACUAUGCCUGGUGGCCCUAUGACUCAUUACAAUCGGGGUGGUACUGCAAUACACGAGAUUGGCCACUGGAAUGGUCUCUUACAUACUUUUGAAGGGGAGUCGUGUUCCGAAGACAAUGCAGGUGAUUACAUCGCAGACACACCGCAGCAAUCGGUGCCCACCGAUGGAUGCCCUUCUCAGAAGGAUUCUUGCCCGGAGAGCCCUGGCUUUGACGCCAUACAUAAUUUCAUGGACUAUUCAUCUGAUGAUUGCUACGCUUCAUUUACUUCUAAUCAGCUGAAGAGAAUGCGAAGCAUGUGGUUCUCCGUGAGAAAGGGGAAAUAA